UGCUUUUCACGGUCCUGCAAUUGCUUGUUCUGCUUGUUGAUUUAAUGGGAAGUGGUGGUGGUGAGAGCGUCUACGGUGAGUUCACCUAUGAGAACCUCGAGAGGGAGCCCUACUGGCCCUCCAAGAAGCUCCGGAUCUCCGUCACUGGUGCUGGAGGCUUUAUCGGGUCCCACAUUGCCCGCAGGCUCAAGAGCGAGGGCCACUACAUCAUCGCCUCGGACUGGAAGAAAAAUGAGCACAUGACAGAGGACAUGUUCUGCCAUGAGUUCCACCUCAUGGACCUUAGAGUUAUGGAUAACUGCCUGAAGGUCACUUCUGGGGUCAACCAUGUGUUCAAUCUCGCGGCUGAACUCGGGGGCUUGGGCUUUGUUCAGUCGAACCACUCGCUCAUCCUCUAUAACAACACAAUGAUCAGCUUCAACAUGCUCGAGGCUGCCAGGAUCAAUGGAGUCAAGCGGUUCUUUUAUUCCUCAAGUUCUUGCUGUUACCCUGAAUUCAGGCAGUUAGAGACCAAUGUUAGCCUGAAGGAAUCUGAUGCAUGGCCAGCACAGCCUCAAGAUGCUUACGGGUUAGAGAAGCUCGUAACUGAAGAGCUGUGCAAGCACUACACUAAGGACUUUGGGAUUGAGUGCCGUAUUGGCCGAAUCCACAACGUCUACGGACCUUUUGGUUUAUGGAAGGGUGGCAGGGAGCACGCCGGGGCUGCUUUCUGCAGAAAAGCCAUCACUUCCACCGAUAAGUUUGAGAUAUGGGGCGACGGGAAACAAACCCGUUCCUUCAUUUUCAUUGAUGAAUGCGUCGAGGGUGUCCUCAGAUUGACAAAGUCCGAUUUCAGAGAGCCAGUGAACAUUGGAAGCGAUGAGAUGGUCAGCAUGGACGAGAUGGCUGAGAUAGUCUUGAGCUUUGAGAGAAAGAAGCUCCCCAUCCACCACGUUCCUGGUCCACAGGGCGUGCGCGGUCGGAAUUCUGACAACACCCUCAUCAAGGAGAAGCUUGGAUGGGCCCCCUCGAUGAAAUUGAGUGACGGGCUGAGGAUCACCUACUUCUGGAUAAAGGACCAGAUCGAGAAAGAAAAGGCUCAUGGCAUCGAUCUGUCGAUCUAUGGGUCAUCCAAGGUGUUGGCCACUCAAGCGCCUGCUCAGCUUGGGUCCCUCGGUGACGCUGAUCAAUAUGGCAACUAAUAAGUGCAGUGAUCACUUCAACCAGAAGAUUGGGAUAAUCAACUAGUUGUUCUUUCCGGUUGAGAGAAUGCCUUUUGUUGUGCAAUCAUCGGGUGGUCCUGAAGCUACUACAUAGAUCAAGCGAGUUCUUUGCAUCCUCUAUUGAUGUUCUGUAUUCCCGUAUUGUAAUAACAGAUCCGCGUCCGUGAACUAGUAUAGCGAAUGCUGGAUAUAAAAGAUUUCUCGAUAAACUAAGAUCAUUUAUUGGUCUUGGUAUCUAGUGAGAUCUUGAAAUAAUUGGCUUAGGCAAAUAAUUUGGAAGUAGAUGUCAUUAUUGCUUGUUUUCUAAGUUUUAUUUGUCACGGGUUUGGGUCUUCAAGCACCGACUUAUUAUCAGUUUGUGAGUGUAAGUGUCAACCAUAGCAUGGGCAGGAUAGUUGGAAUAAAUUUCAUUUCCAGACUUCGCUA
Molecule: messenger RNA, 1628 nt
Organism: Punica granatum (pomegranate)
Lineage: Eukaryota; Viridiplantae; Streptophyta; Magnoliopsida; Myrtales; Lythraceae
Source: RefSeq, a predicted model, not a curated record